CUUCCGGCGUACUGUCAGUAUCACCUGGCCAUCUAAAUAAGCCACCGGUGUGCAUGUAAGUAGGACGCCGUAAAAGGCCAGGGGUAAAACACAAGUGUAUACUCAUCCACGUAAAAUACUAACCAAUGAGGGGAAGACACACUGGCAAAACACUCACAGCGUCUGAACGUCUUCGUCAACGGCAUCAUUAGGCGGAAAGAACGCGAUCUGUUAGAAGAAUAUUGUUCUGUUCCCGGUCGGCGUAACGUGGAAAAAAACUAACACGUGUAUUCAAGGAGUUUGCGGAUUCUGCCACCAGUAAGAUAUGAUGGACAUUGAACGCAAUACGUCCUCGAUGGGAGGCUUGACCAGUACGCUUUACAGGAAGAUAAUGGGGAUGAAGUUUUGGUCCUUCGUGGGCGUGCUGGCAGCAGUGGUCUGGUUGCUGUAUUGGUUCAGCAGAACAGUUCUGAGCCCUCCCCACGGUUUUGAUGUAGCCCAGGAGCUGGAGCAACUCAAGGAAGCGGAAGUCCUGGAGAUUUACCACAGCUAUCUGGACAACAUCGAACUGCCAUGUGAACGUAUGCUGCAGGCGGGUCCAGUUGGUGACGAGGGAUGGGAGGUUUGUGACGAUGAAAAGUUCAGACCGGUCAAACCUUGCUUGGCGUACUCCUUCGGUUCACACUGGGGUAAAAGCUUCCAGUUUGACCAGGAUCUCGCUCGGCUGUACGACUGUGAGGUGUUUUCCUUCGACCCGACCAUGAAGCAAGACAAAGAGGUCAAGGCCAAGUCGGUCCAGUAUUUCGACUACGCUCUGGGAAACAGUUUGAGUAAAAGCAGCCGCGUGAUGACGCUGACGGAGAUCAGACAUGCACUCAAUCACGACGAGACGACGAUAGACGUCCUGAGGAUAGACUUGAAUGGCAGGGAGUGGAAGGUGCUCCGGUACAUGAUCCAGAACAGAGAGCUCAGCCAGGUCCGGCAGCUGUUUGUGGAGUACAACACCGACAUAAAUCCCAGCACAGGCGAGCUCCUCAGACGACUCUACACGCUGAAGGCGAUAGAAGAGGCCGGGUUCAAACGGUUCAACAUCCGCAAGAACCAGGAGUGUACACUCUUUAUGAAUGGUGUCCCUGAAGAGUUGUGGACGAACAUUGAUACGGGGUGUUAUGAAGUGCAUUAUGUCAACACCUUCCUAACACAAUGAUUGUACUUUAAUUCUGAAUACACUGGUGCCAUCUGUGCAAUGUAGUGUCAGUUCCCUACCCAGCACUGUAUUUACUUACACGGGAGAAAGCGAAACGACGUGCAACUACUGACUGUAAAGUUGAAUUGGUAUACAUAAUAAAGUCGAGAUUUGCCUGCUUAA
Messenger RNA from Haliotis rubra (blacklip abalone), 1348 nucleotides. Its product is annotated as probable methyltransferase-like protein 24. The coding region runs from base 305 to 1186 and encodes 293 amino acids. The transcript has 6 exons. Lineage: Eukaryota; Metazoa; Mollusca; Gastropoda; Lepetellida; Haliotidae. The record is from RefSeq and is a predicted model, not a curated record.